Messenger RNA from Exaiptasia diaphana, 6025 nucleotides. RefSeq names its product neurabin-1. NCBI's taxonomy places the organism in Eukaryota, Metazoa, Cnidaria, Anthozoa, Actiniaria, Aiptasiidae. Gene Ontology annotation, cellular component: dendrite; actin cytoskeleton; postsynaptic density. The transcript has 16 exons. The record is from RefSeq and is a predicted model, not a curated record. Gene Ontology annotation, molecular function: actin filament binding. Gene Ontology annotation, biological process: calcium-mediated signaling; actin filament organization; neuron projection development. Bases 519 to 4235 code for a protein of 1238 amino acids.
UUGAAUCACGUGAUUGAAGCCCCAUGGGUAAAUUGCGAUUUGGCACCUAGUACGACACCGCAUUCAUAGCAUCUACAUGAYAUCCAUUUGAAGGCAGUUAACUUUUAUUCGUAAAACACGAAUAACAUUGAAGAUCUUCCUCUUGUUCGACCUAGAUAAAACAAGCUUUAGUUUCCAAGUGUCUGAAGUCUUCGAUCUGCCGAAACACAUUUCCUACAUACGAGCUUGAUUCACCAAAACAGCAUCACUUUCAGGCUCUCCUAAAAAUUACUCCAAACGUCAUGAAAUAGUUUAUUCAUAAAGCCAUUUCCGUGUCUUGGUAUUUGGGGCAAUCGCAGUCAUUUAUCCAGUGUCUGGACCGUCGACUUCGUAAUUUGAGAAGACUCUUUUAUCUCAUUUUGAGCAUCUUUGGACAUCUUCGGGCUUCGAUGUUUCUGGAUCAUGAACUCCAGUAAGACCUCUUUUCGUGUUAAAGAACUCUAUUCUUGGCAGAAGUUGCAGUAAAAUUWAUCCCUGUAAUGGCAACAACAAGAGCUGCUGUUCUGAGAGAAAAUCGAGUAACUAGAAGGGAAUUUGCUUAUGCAAGAGACGAAAAUGUAAAGCCACGAUUAAAUGCGAGUAAUAAACAUGAGCGUUCAAAUGCCAUCCACAAGGACGAACAAGGAAAAYCCUAUUCAAAAUUGGCUGCUCUCCCGAAAAAGCAUUUACACUCUGAUUUGAACGCUGUCAAUGCAAGAAAAACAACUUCRACGSUAUCAUCGCAAGACAAGCAACCCGAGAAAACCACGAAGAAACUUGAAGUAAACCGAAAGAAUUCCGACCAAGAAUCCAAACGACUCAGUGUUAGUAAGCUGAAAAAUAUAUUUGAUUCGAUCGAGACUGAUGGACAACUAGUGUCUAAGCCUAAGCCACCGCUUAAGCCAAGACCAAAAUCUGCAGUAAAGAUCCCUAAAGAAUCUGAACCAACAAUAAAUAGAUGGUCUGUCCCAACUUAUGUCAACAACGCGUCUACACAGAACUAUAAGAUCUAUGUUACGGAAGGAAUCGCAGCCAAGAGGGCUAAGUUCGAGGACAGUUCGUCAGAGAGUCUUCCCAUUUCACUUAAAGAGAAAGGAUCUAGUCCUAAGCUAUCAGAUCUUGUCCCAGAACUUACGGGCGAUGGAAUGAGAUCGAGAACGCGAUCUGAUCCAGGAAUAAAGGCAUAUUACAAAUUUCAAAAACMCUCCAAGCAAAGGAGCUAUUCUGAUGUUGGGUCAGAUGAUGACCACAUGCACUUAUUCGAAAAAAGACAUUCUUUUGACGAUAUAUCUAUAGGAAAACCAAGGUCCUUCAAAAGGCUGUCAAAGUCAAGCAGUGUAGAUGUUUUAGAAGUGGGUGACAUUUCUCAGUCUUCUUCAGGUAGUGACAGGACAAUCAAGGAAGAACCACAACACAUAGACUACCAGGAAUCCAAUUCAUUAGAGUGCUCCCCAACWAUAGAGGACAUAAAUGGUGAUUCCACMAAAAAGGAAAGAAUUGAUUCAGGGAUCUCUUCAUCAGUUGAAAGCAGUGCUGAAAAUAGUGAGGAAAUGUUAAAACCCGAAGAAGAGGAUCAACCUUCCAUGAAAGUGUCCCAAGUGAAACCAUUUACAAACGACAGUARGGGGGRAARUCAUCWCUCUGCUAAUCAGCCUGAAAAACGAGUUAGAGAUGAAUCUCUAAUCUAUGGACGGCCAGGUGAAGUUCGACAGGCAACAUGGAAAGACGAAGAAGUUCCACCGGAAGAACCAGAAGAUAAAAGACCMGUCUACUUUGCUCCUGAAGUAAAGAAAGAGAAGAUAGAUGUCAAAACAGAUGUCAAUCACGUAGAAGAGAAUGAUGWUGCUAUGAUUUCAUCYGAUGAUGACAGUAAUGACAGCUUUGUGCAACACAGUUCUCCAGAGGCUGACACACAUAUACCUAAAGAGCCAUUUACAUUUGAUGAUAAGYCUCUUGUAUCUGCAUUUGCAAAGAAAGAAGCAAAAAAAUCUCGCAGAAAUGUUGUUUUUGUACAAGAUGAGCCAAAGAAAUGGUUCACUUACAGCGCAGAGGACUAUGUCAGAGGGAAUGAAGAAGUCGAUCCAGUCACAGCCUCGGCAGAAUGGGAAUUAGAAAAAAGAGUUGAGAAGAUGGAUGUUUUCUCUGUAGACCUAGAUAAAGAUGAUAGAGGUCUUGGAUUGAGUAUAAUUGGACUUGGAGUUGGUACAGAUACUGGUGUAGAAAAGCUUGGGAUAUUCAUCAAAUCACUGACUGAAGGGGGUGCAGCUGAAAAAGAUGGCAGAAUCUGUGUGAAUGAUCAAAUUAUUGAAGUUGAUGGAGUGAGUUUAGUUGGUGUAACUCAAAUCUUUGCUGCUCAAACUCUAAAAAAUACCAGUGGAACUGUCAGAUUUCUCAUGGGGCGAGAGAAGGGAAAGCAACCAACAACAAUAAAGCCUGCUAGCAGUUCUACCACCGAGCAAACAGCCAAGGAACUGCAAGAACUUAAGGUCAAACUAACUAAGACGGAGAUGAGAGCAGACAGGGCUGAGGCAAAAUUGAAAAAUAUGGAAGCAAAACUGGAGGCCUUGACAUCAUCAAAUACCAAUGAUACUAGUGAUUCAAGGACUGCAAAACUUAAAGAAUCAUUAGAAGAAGCAAAUGAAAAACUGAAAAGUGCAGAGACRGAGGUUGCCAUAGCUGAAGCUGAAAAUGCAGAUAUGCUUAAACAACUUGAAGAGAGCAAAGGCAUGUACCUAUUGCUGGAGAAAAGAUACAAUGCCUUAAAGAACAAGAACAGUGAAUAUGAAGAAAAGCUUGAAAGGCAAAAGAAAGCUUCAGAAUCUAAAAGUGAUUCAUUCGCUAUAGCUCUUCAAAAAAGAAUMAAAGAGCUUGAACAAGAAGUCAAGCAACUCAAGUCAUCRAAAACAGAUAGCAGUAAAUCAUCUUCUAAAAGAGGAGUUCCUUUGACAAAUGGCACCACUAGUAAACCACAAGAAAGAUAUUUCUCUCUAGAGGCCGAAAAGUUUGAAAGAAUGGCUGCAGCUCAAACAGAAGACAUAGCUCUUGAUCUUGACAUCAUUCCAAGUACAAAACCCCUUGACAAUGCUCUAAAUCUGGACAAAAAACGAGUUGCAGAAGCACAAAGCAAGGCACAUAAGCCGACCAGAGCAAGCUGGGGCUGUWMYUUGGAGGAUGACUUUGAUAUCUUCAAAAAUGGAGAACUUGAUUAUGACGAAGAGGAAGARGAGGAUAAGAAUCAAGACRUGAGUGAAACUACAAAAGUAGAACGUCCGAAGCAGUUUGGUCAGGCAUUUGCCCUUCCUGGGUUUCCAGCCGGUGGUUUUAAGCUAAAGCCGACAGGGAGAAGUCUAAUGGAUAAUUCACCAAGUGAACCCGAUGCAUCACCUCAGCAAGAAUUGAGGAGCAGCUAUCCACUAGCAGUCAAAGAGAAAUCACAGAAUGUUGUUGUCGAAAAUUUACUUGAGAAACAACUGAACAAAACAAACCAAAACAAAGUGGCAUCGUUACCGAGUGCCAUUGACCAGGAAGAAGGAAGAAUACCAAGAAGAAGCAAAGAUUCUGAUGAGUUCUUGGGGAGUUCUGGUAAUUCACUCGAYGAAAUAGGAGAAGCUGCUAGGAGGAUUGACUCAGACUUAGCAUCAUCACAAGCCUCAUCACGUGGCUCGUCACCAUUCCUCCCUCCUGCAAUGCCGCUGCUCAAGAUGAAAACUGUGCCUGUCUCAGAAUCUCAGUUUAAUGAGUCGGCAGUUGACGUUCCUCCAGAAAUGUCAACAGAUUCUGAUUCGGAAGCGAACAUUCCAAGUCCCGUGUCCUUCAGUCCAACUUCAGAUGCUCCAUCCAUUGGCAGUGGAUCUUCACGGUUGUCCAAUGCAUGGCUGUCGCGACCUGUUCAAGAGUGGGACGUACAACAAGUUGGUAUGUGGUUAACUGGACUCGAAUUAGAAGAAUAUGURAUUGAGUUUUCAAACAAAGACAUAGAUGGCAAGCAAUUGCUUAAUCUUGACACUUCAAAAAUGAAGUCCAUGGGUAUAAAUCAAAMCUCAAGAGCUAUUCUCAAAAAGCGCAUCAAGGAACUCAAAUCACAAACAGAAAGAGAAGGCAAAAUAAAGAAAMCUAAAGAACAAAGACCAGGCAAGAAAGAAACCAGUCCCACUCCUUUUCAAGACAAGUUUGAAAAACUUGGUUUCAUCAAGAAAGGAAAGUACACUGUCAACUAAGAAAUAAUAAUAUCCUUAAAAACUAGUGUACYAUUUCUKGUAAAGGUAUUCGCAGUGCCAAAACUAACCAACCAAAUAUUGUUCUCCAGUUUAUAUGUACUUAUUGACUUUGUGGGWGAAGCGGAGGGGAAAAUAUUUGGCYUCAGGUCACGUACCGUAAGCGCAARAUCCCUACAAGCGUCCAAGAGYCAAAUGUCUCCCGUCCGACCAAACCUGUCAAUAAACGYACACUUAGUCAAGAGUGAUGGGUAGUGUUUGGUCGUAUAACUUUUAGUCAUUUAGGCGCCGUUGAUUGAAUAUUUCUGAUAGUGUAACCACACAUCAUUUCCUAUCACUCUUUGCAAUGACAUUUGUUAAAACGAUGCAGAGACUUCAAGCGCUGAUAAGAUGCGCGUCGUCUGCUGUUGUUUUUGCUGUUCUCCCUGUAACUCAGUCAUUCCAGGGGUAGCAGCGUGAAAACGAAAAACCAGUUUUGACAACCUGUUUGUGACGUCAAAAGCCGUUGUGGUUGUCCCGYAAAUCUUAGGUGUUUAGUCAAUUGUACGCUAUGAAUGGUUUUCAUAAACCUGUGAAACAAAAUGUAAUGAUGUUUGAUACACCAAAAAGACCAGGAAAACACUGACAUAAAGUUCAGUUUGCUAAAGUAUAUUUCAUGGGUUUAUAAAAAUCUCCCUAAACGCCGUUUGUGUUUGUAAACAAAUGUAACAAUGUGUAUAUAGUCUUUUUGUUAUUUUAGAGCUCAAGGGAAUAUUUCCGUAUUUUGUACCAUACUUGUUCUGGGCCAUAACUAUUCGCUGCCUUUUUUCGUAAUUCCACAAUAUUGUACAAAAAAAUUCSCCAUGGUAAGAAAUCUACGCAGCUGGUUUUGCAGCAACUACUUUAACAUAAUUAGUAUUUCGGACCAUUAGCAAAUUGUUAAUAAUAAUAAUAAUAAUAAUGAUAAUGAAAUAUUAAAAUUAUGCAUAAGAGCCAGUCAUAACAAACCCUAAAGGCCUUUUGUAACUUGAUCCUCUGGAAAACCAUUAUGGCUACAAUAUUGAAAGCUUGAAGGAGAAAGGUGCCUUAACAUUCGGCAUCGACUGCAGACCUCUGAAGCUUUUACGUCAUGUACUGUAUACACAAUGAAUUGUAGACCUAUUGUAGGAUAUGUUUGGAACAGAAAAAUGACGGAUUUCUUUUGUUUUCUUUAAAAAAUAWACGUWAAAGGUUCAGAAGUCUAUUCUUUGUCCUGACAUAGAGUAGCAAUGGAAAAUCUCGAGUCCAGAGUCUCUCCGGCUUUUAGUCAGCGGUCUGUUUACGUCACCAAAGUGCGCAGGCUCUGGAUUCAGAUUGAGCAAUCAAAAAAAUUCUAAACUUUAAGAUAAAAAUAAUCCUUGGAAAUAGCCUUAAAUAAUUUCCAUCUUAUAAAGCAAAUUCUGCUCGUUUCCACUAUCAUGACAUCACUUUGUACUUGACAUUUGAAGAAUUCUGCUGUGAGCUAGUGUCAAGAAAAACGAAAUGGCUAAGGCAUGGUCAGGUUUUCCAGAUCCUAUUCUCUCUUCAUCGGAGGCUCUGGAAAACUCUGGAAAACUUCUGGUUUUCAUUGCUUUGUAGAGAUUCGUUACUUUUGCUUUUUGAAUUAUCCAAUCACACAGGUUUUCCCAUUACCUUUGAUGUGAARCUAGAAGGGUUUGAGUUUGAAUCCCAGAAACACAAAGAAAUUGGUGGACUCGUGCAGAAUGUAACAUAAUUUAAGUGUCAUGAACGUGGCACUUCAUAAAAUUCAAUUUUAUUAAAAUUCCAUAUUUUUA